AUGGCCACUCCCACACAACCUCAGCAAUACGGCGGCGGGAACCCAUAUCCCACACCGGCAUCGCAAACUCCAUACCAGCAGCAAAAUCAGCAGACCCAGCAGCAACAGCAGCAGGGACCCGCUCCGGCGCAAUUCGAGAAAUACUGCAUCAUUCACAUCGCCACCACGUGUGACGAGCAUGGCGUCUACGUGACCAAGGACAGCGCCGAAGUCAUCGAGAUUGGCUGGGUCGUGGUCGAUGCUCAAAACCCCGAGCGGGAGCUGCACCGCCAGUCCGUUCUGGUUAGGCCAGUCAACACUCCCAUUACACCUCUCUGCACCUCGCUCACCACCUUGACCUGGGAGCAUGUUAAGAACGCCGGCACAUUUCGCGACGCCAUCAACACCUUCGACGCCUACGCUUCGGAGAACCUCGUCCCGAAAGAGGCCGGUCCUGGUGCCAACCCGACCUUCGCUUUCGUCACUCUCACUCCUUGGGAUCUACGUGUGCAGCUCCCUCGUGAAGCUCGCGACAAGAACGUGGUCCUCCCUCCAUACCUUCAACAUCCCGUCCUCUUCGGCCUUCGUGGAGAGUACCAGCUGUUCCAGUCUCACCACCCGGAAACGCUCGCUUUCAGCUCUACCAGCUUGUCCUCCAUCUGCGCAGGUCUGGAAGUUGAAGAAGUACGUUCGUCUGGCAAGGUCACCGGCGGUCUCCCAUUCCACCUUCAGGCACUCGCUCCGUCCUCUCCACGCAGAGCACUCGAGGAAGCACUCACUCUGACUCGCUGCCUGAACUCACUCGUCACGAAAUCGCGACCAUCAAACACCAGCUCCGGCACUCCCGACGUGCUCCAACGUCCGAUUGACGCCCGCAGUGACGUUCGUGCCUUCCUCGGCGAGAGAAGCAAGGUCCUGCAUCUGAGCGGACUGCCCCACGACACAACUCAGAGUGAGCUUGAGAGCUGGUUCACGCAAUUUGGAGGUCGUCCCAUCGCUUUCUGGACGCUGCGUACUCCCGAAGGUGGCAAGCCGAGUGGAAGUGGAUUCGUCGUCUUUGGAUCCCACGAAGAGGCCGCCGAAUCGCUCAGCAUGAACGGACGCGCUCUGAACGACCGCGCGAUCGAGGUCGCUCCUUCGUCGGCUCGCGUGCUCGAUCGCGCCGCGCACUCGCAGCCACCAGGUGGACCGCCUCUUCUCACUCCUUUCCCGCCAUCAAAGAACCGCCCACGUCCAGGUGACUGGACUUGCCCCAGCUGUGGGUUCAGCAACUUCCAGCGUCGCACGGCGUGCUUCCGGUGCUCAUUUCCCGCCAUGGGAGCUUCUGGUCCGGAUCCUUACAGCCAACCAUAUGGCGGUAUGCAACCACCUGCCUACGGCGGUGGCAACUAUGGCCACCCUGGCAUGAUGCAAGGCCAUAUGCAUGGCGGAAACCAGUAUGGAGGUGGCAUGGGCGGCAUGGGCGGCGGAUCCAGCGGUCGCGGUGGCAUCGUUCCAUUCCGUGCCGGUGAUUGGAAGUGCGGCAAUGAGGGCUGCGGCUACCACAACUUCGCCAAGAACGUGUCGUGCUUACGCUGCGGCGCCUCUCGCAGCAACGCCGCUGUCGUCGCUGAGAGCGGCAUGACGAGCUUCCCGGGCAACAGCUAUGGCGGUCCACCACCCAACAUGCCGAUGCAGUCGAUGGAUUCCAGCUCGUACGGCGGCAUGCAGCAGCCUUCCGGUGGCUAUGGCGGUAGCGGAAUGGGCGGUCCUCCAGGCGGCUUCGGCGGUCAAUCCUUCGGCGGCAUGCACUCUCAGCAAGGUGGCUUCGACUCCCGCACCGAGCAGGCUUUCAACAACCACGGCAGCCACGGUCCUCAGCAGGGCGGUCCACCAGGCGGCUACUCGAACGGCGGAUACGGCAAUACUGGUGGCUACGGAGGCGGUCCUGGAGGCAACGAUGGUUCUGGAGAUCCAUUCUCUUUCCUGUCCUCAGGCAUGGGCCAGCUCGGCAUCAACGAUGGAGGAGACAACCGCCGCAACGGACAAGGAGGCGCCAAGUCUCCUCAAUAGGUCGAGCAGCUUGUCACCACAGAAGGAGACGAUUUUGACUACCUCUACGCAUGGAGGAUCUUUUGGAAAAAGGGACGCGCUGUCGUCACUGGCCCGGUGAUCACCACACAAUGGAAGGAAAGCAAGAACAUUUGACACACACAAAAACACAAACAAACAUAUGGGAAUUGGUUGCAACACGACUGGCAACGCACAUGGUAGAAUCAAGGAAAGGGGGGGUUGCGUUAGCGUCGGCGCUGGGAACAAAAAGGAUCAUCAUGCUGAUGUGUGGUCUGUGAUUUCAAUAAGACUGGAAUAUGGCAAACGGGGGCCGGGGUUGUCGGGCAUCGGGCAGACUGUGUGGUUGAAUGCUUUAGCGAUGGCGUCGGGGUUGUUGUUGUUGCAUACUGGAGAGGAGUGAAUGCGGUCGUUGUUUCUCGUAAGAGGCGAGAGGAAAAGAUCUGGACUGCCGCGCAAAGGGAGGCGGGUCGGCAGAAGUGGCUGGCUGGCAAGAUUGUUUCGCUUUUUAAGCUCUCGAGGAUGGUGUCUGAAUGCUGAGAGAACUUUUGUGUUUCGUAUUGUGUCUUUGUUCUUGAGCUGAUCUGGGCUGGAGGUCUGAACAGUGAGCAUUGGUGGCAAUAUGUCGAUCUCACUC
Molecule: messenger RNA, 2665 nt
Organism: Zymoseptoria tritici IPO323
Lineage: Eukaryota; Fungi; Ascomycota; Dothideomycetes; Mycosphaerellales; Mycosphaerellaceae
Product: RNA binding zinc finger protein, RanBP2-type
Exons: 5
Coding region: 1-2031 (676 amino acids)
Molecular function (GO): 3'-5'-RNA exonuclease activity; RNA binding
Source: RefSeq, a predicted model, not a curated record